Pseudocercospora fijiensis CIRAD86 is the source of this 4512-nucleotide messenger RNA. RefSeq lists its product as uncharacterized. Gene Ontology annotation, biological process: Golgi to vacuole transport; protein targeting to vacuole; Golgi to endosome transport. The record is from RefSeq and is a predicted model, not a curated record. The transcript has a single exon. The coding region runs from base 1 to 4431 and encodes 1476 amino acids. NCBI's taxonomy places the organism in Eukaryota, Fungi, Ascomycota, Dothideomycetes, Mycosphaerellales, Mycosphaerellaceae. Gene Ontology annotation, molecular function: protein binding. Gene Ontology annotation, cellular component: membrane; Golgi apparatus.
AUGCGACUGCUGCUCCCGGGCGUGCUGCUCAGCCUGCUGGCUCUGAGUGGCACGGCAGUAGCCAAAGACACACCCGACCUUGAAGAAACCAAAUUUGAUACCCAGCCGGCGAAUGUUCUGUACUUUGAAGACAGCGAUGUCAUUCUCACGACCAAUCCAGAUACCAAGGUCACCUAUCGAUCUCCCGAUGGCGGCAAGACCUGGAAGCCGCUGGACGGCGUGGAGAAGGGAGAAAUAAUGGAAGUGCUGAAGCAUCCCUACGACCACAAGCUUGCAGUGGUAUUGGGCAGUAAAAAGAAGCAUUGGAUAACGAGAGAUCGUGGCGAAACAUGGAAACAAUUCGAGACCGAUGAAAGUCCAUCGCGGAUGCGCCCGGGCAUUGUCUUCCAUGCUACCGAUCCAGAUCGCAUGAUAUUCCAGGGUGGAAAUUGUCUGGGACUAUUAUGUGAAGAUUUCAUUUACUACACGACUGAUGGAUUCAAAACCAAGCCGAAGCUACUGGAUAAGGAUGUCAUAACAUGCUUAUGGUCGAAGUCGACGCCCUUGUUCACCACUGGAGACGAAGAGAAGGACAAGAACUCCAUAAUUUGCGUGGCACCAGGGAAAUUCUCGUUGUUCUCGUCCAACAACCGAGUAAUCAUUACCGAGGAUUUUUUCAAGACGGACGGGCGAGAACCAAAGAUGAGUGAUGGCAAAACAGUGGAAGGCAUCACUAAUCUGGCUUCGGUCAAGAAGUACCUGGUGUUUGCCGCGAAGAGUGAAAGGACAACGGAGAUGGCAAUGUACGUUUCAGACGAUACAGUGACAUGGCAUCGAGCCGAAUUCGGCGAACACAGGCUUGAAGAGGACGCGUACACUUUGCUGGAGAGUACAAACUACAGCAUGCAGGUCGACGUUAUGACAACCAAGGCGCAGAAUCCGAUGGGUGUUCUUCUCACGUCCAACAGCAACGGUACUUUCUUCACGAAAAACAUCGAGCAUACCAACCGAAACGUCAGGGGGUACGUAGACUUCGAGAAGAUUUCCAACAUACAAGGAAUCGUUCUCGUCAAUACAGUUGACAACUGGGAGGAGGUUGAGGCAAAGUGGAGCGUAGAGAAGAAAGUGGUCUCACAAAUCUCAUUCGACGAUGGCAGGACUUGGCAGGAUCUGAAGGCGGACGGCAAGAAGCUUCACCUUCACUCCAUCACGAACCAGCGCAACAUGGGACGCGUUUUCAGCAGCCCGGCACCUGGCAUCGUUAUGGGCGUUGGAAACACUGGCAACUACCUCAAUCCGUACGAUGAAGGCGACACCUAUAUAUCCGACGAUGCCGGUGUUACCUGGCAGAAGGCUUUAGAUAAGCCUCAUCUUUACGAGUUCGGUGCUCAAGGUUCUGUCAUAGUUGCUGUUGAGGAUGGCGAGACCAAGAAACUCAAGUGGUCGCUGGAUCAUGGCAAGAAGUGGGAGGAAAUGGAGCUGAAGGACAAGAUAAAACCUUACACCCUGACCACAACGCCGGACUCUACCUCUCUAAAGUUCUUGAUGCUCGCUACCAAGAGGGUGGACUCCAAGACUGAGCACUUCACGUAUGCGCUUGACUUCAAUGGUUUGCAUGAAAGCACAUGCAAAAAGGACGACCUUGAGAAAUGGCCUGCUCGCGUUGACAGUGAUGGAAAAGCCACGUGCAUCAUGGGCCACAAACAGUUUUUCACGCGCAGGAAAGCCGAUGCCAAGUGUUUGGUAGAGAACAAAGACUUUGAGGAUCCAGAAGAAGACCGAGAAAAUUGCAAAUGCAGCAGAGAGGACUUUGAGUGUGAUUACAACUUCAAGCGAGAGGAUGGCAAGUGCGUGCAGAGCGGCCCAAUCGUUGCUCCAGAAGGAGCCUGUAGUGGCGACAAGAAGAAGUUCAUGGGUACUUCCGGAUACAGGCUGAUUCCUGGAAACACCUGCUCAGGUGGUGAGAAUUUGGCAGAAGAAGUCGAAAGGGACUGCACCGAUACCAAAACUCCUCCAACCUCUGGUGAAAUCGCAACCGAGAUCACCACCUUUGACGCCGACAAAGUCAUUGAAUACUACUAUCUCGAGCGGGAAGAGAGUGAUUCGGGACACGACGAAUCGAUCAUCAUGCGAACUGACCGGCGCGAGGUGUACGUGACACAUGAUCAUGGGAAGAAAUGGGAGCGUAUCAUGAAGGACGAGGAGAUUCUGGCGGUCUAUCCUCAUCAGUACAUGACCUCCUACGUCUACCUCAUCACAGCAGGAAAAGACGUGCAUUAUUCGACGAAUCGUGCGCAAAGCUGGGGCAAGUUCCAGGCUCCCGAGGCACCGAACCACAACGAUAUUCAAGUGCUGACAUUCCACCCCACGCAAAAAGACUGGCUGAUCUGGACCGGUGGCAAAGAUUGCGAUACCCACAAGCAAAAUUGUAAGACUAUUGCGCAAGUCUCCAAAUCAGGCGGCGAAGAUUGGGAAACCUUGUUACGAGCUGUCCGGAAAUGCCAGUUUGUCUAUCGUGAAGGACGACAGAACUCGGAUCAGUUGGUGUACUGCGAACAAUACGAGAAUGAGAAUAGAGACUCUUCUCUGCUACUAAUGAGCAGCACCGACUGGUUCGACCACAAGAAGGAGUUGAAGCGUGAUGUCAUCAGCUUCGCUACUAUGGCAGAGUUCAUCGUCGUUGCGAUCCGCGAUGACCAGCAAAAGACACUACGAGUGGAUGCAAGCAUAGAUGGUGUCACCUUCGCCGACGCUCAUUUCCCGCCGAACUUCAAUGUGGAGCACCAACAGGCAUACACUGUCUUGGAUUCCAGCACUCACGCUGUCUUCUUGCACGUCACUGUCAACCCCAAGGAAGACCAGGAGUAUGGCGCAAUCGUGAAGUCGAACAGCAAUGGUACAUCUUAUGUGAUGUCUGCGUCUGAAGUCAACCGCAACCGCGCUGGCUACGUGGACUUUGAGAAAAUGCAAGGCCUGGAAGGCGUUGCCAUCAUCAAUCGUGUGGCUAAUGCACACGACGCCGAUAAAGGCAAGGCAAAGAAGCUCAGGACGUACAUGACUCACAACGAUGGUGGCGACUGGGCAUUGAUCGGGCGUCCAAGAGAACCUCCAAAGGAUAUGGACGUCAAGUUUGGCUGCUCAGGAAGCAACGUUGAGGAGUGCAGCCUCCACUUGCAUGGCUACACUGAGCGCAAGGAUCCUCGUGAUACCUAUAGCUCUCCAAGCGCUGUCGGUCUGAUGAUUGGUACUGGGAACGUCGGCGAGUACCUGGAGUAUAAGAAGGACGCCGAUACGUUCAUCACUCGAGACGGUGGUCUGAGCUGGGAGGUCAUUGCCAAAGGUAAUUGGAUGUGGGAGUACGGCGACCAAGGAUCGAUCAUCGUCAUUGUCAAAGAGAACGAGGUCACUGACCGCGUCCGAUACUCGCUCGACGAAGGCCAAACCUGGAAAGAAUACCGAUUUGGCAAGGAAAUGACAGUGACUGACAUCUCCACUGUGCCCAGUGAUACGAGCAGAAACUUCUUGCUUUGGGGCCGAAUUGGUAACAAGGUUGCAACCGUCAAUCUCGACUUCUCUGGCCUCAAGGAGCGAAGCAGGCAGUGCAAGAUCGAUGAGGACAACCCCUCAAGCAAAGACCAAGACUACCAUCUCUGGUCACCAUCUCACCCCAUGUCCGAAGACAACUGUCUCUUCGGCCACGUCGCUGAAUACCACCGCAAGAACCUAGACAGCGACUGCUACAACGGCCGUGAGAUCAAGCAUCUCCACAACAUCGCAAAGAACUGCUCGUGCACUCGGGAAGACUUUGAAUGCGACUACAACUACCAGCGCGACUCCACGGGCGCUUGCCGUCUGGUCGAAGGUUUGGAUCCCCCAGAUCCGAAAGCCGUCUGCGAGAAAGACAAGGACGCCAUCGAAUACUUUGACAUCACAGGAUACCGUCGCAUCCCGCUCACAACUUGCCAAGGUGGUAAAGAACUCGACUACACCUCCAACGUCAAGCCUUGUCCGGGCAAGGAAGGCGACUUCGAGAAGAAGCAUGCCAUUUCAGGUGCUGGCCUCUUCUUCGCAAUCGCAAUUCCUAUCGCUGCGGCGGCCGGUGUGGGAUACUGGGUCUACAAAAACUGGGAUGGCAAGUUUGGUCGGAUCCGACUUGGAGACAGCGUUGGAGGAUAUGGCGGAGGUGCAUUUGAUGGAGAACAACCUUGGAUCAAGUAUCCCGUCAUGGCAAUCUCUGCUUUAGUGGCCGUUGUUGCCGCACUGCCUAUGUUGGUCGGCAGUGUUUGGAGAGCGGUAUCUACAAGAAUGGGCAGGAGCAGUGGAAGCUAUGCUCGCGUUGGAACACCAUACACAAGCCGAAGCAGCUUCUCCCGAGGUCGCGCAGAUUAUUCUGUUGGUGUGGACGAAGACGAAGGGGAAUUACUGGGCGAAGACAGUGAUGAGGACGUAUGAGUUGCGGUCGCGAAAAUACAAGCACAAUCAGAUUGUAUGUUAGGAUAGAUAUAUGUCCCUUUACUGUGCAUUUUCCAAGCG